Messenger RNA from Populus trichocarpa (black cottonwood), 793 nucleotides. RefSeq names its product putative glycine-rich cell wall structural protein 1. The record is from RefSeq and is a predicted model, not a curated record. NCBI's taxonomy places the organism in Eukaryota, Viridiplantae, Streptophyta, Magnoliopsida, Malpighiales, Salicaceae. The transcript has a single exon. Bases 236 to 643 code for a protein of 135 amino acids.
GCUUCCACCAAUUUUCUGCUACAGUCUGCACGCCUACCAACUUUAAUUUUAUGUGCUACCACAAACACCACCAAACCUCACUAUCUACAAGUAUAAAUAUAGCUCUAUCUUUCCAUUCUCCCCUCACAAAAAACUUGCGAGUGUAAUAUAUACAGCUAAAACAACAUUCCUCUUACAUAUAGUAUACAUACAUAGUAUCUGAUAAUUUUGGACCUGUGGUUGCCAGGCUUAAGAAAUGGGCAAUUUGAAGUGUUUAGCAAUUAUUGUUCUCCUUGUUGCAACUUCGGCUGUGAGUGAAAGCCGGGUUGCGAGAAAAGACUUGGGCCUGGACCUUGGAGGGCUAGGGGUAGGGCUGGGUGUUGGAGUGGGUAUAGGGCUGGGUGGUGGUGGAUCAGGCUCUGGUGCUGGAGCGGGUUCGGGUUCGGGUUCUAGGUCUGGGUCUAGUUCAAGUUCAAGCUCAUCUUCUUCUUCGUCAAGUUCUAGCUCCGGGUCGGGUGGUGGUUCUGGUGCUGGGUCAGAAGCUGGUUCAUAUGCUGGUUCUAGGGCUGGCUCCGGGUCGGGUGGUGGUUCUGGUGCUGGGUCAGAAGCUGGUUCAUAUGCUGGUUCUAGGGCUAGCUCUGGUUCAAGAAACGGUCGGGGUUAAAGAGCAUGGAGGACUUGGUAUGUUGAAAGAAGAAUAAUGGAGUAUUGCAUAUGGUAGUGUGACUAUUUGCAAUCCUACGAAUGGAUUGUACUCUCUUUGUACCUUAUUUACUAUCUGUACUGCUUUAUUUAAGAAUGGUGGUUGAAAUCA